Messenger RNA from Rubroshorea leprosula, 1657 nucleotides. The record is from the annotation of a GenBank genome assembly. Lineage: Eukaryota; Viridiplantae; Streptophyta; Magnoliopsida; Malvales; Dipterocarpaceae.
GCUCUAGCUUUUCCUCCUUUCAAUAAUUUCUCCAUUAUAAUUCUUUCCUUUUGAUGUCUCCCAAAACCCCUUUAUUCUCUGGCUUCGAUACCACCUAUUCCUUUUUGCACAUUCAACCCCAAGAAAACCAUUUUCCCUCCAACUAAGCAAGGGAAAGAAGAUGAUGGUCGAUGGCAAGGAAAUUGUUGAGUUUGAUUACCAAGAACUUGUAAAGGCAACAGAAGGUUUCUCGCCGUCAAGACUCAUCGGAAAAGGCAGUCAUGGCACGGUAUAUAAGGGCAUCCUUCAGGAUAAUAAGCUCGUCGCCAUAAAGAGAACAUCCAUCAAUGGUGUUGAUCAGGCUCAUAACGACAACUUAAAGAAGCUUGAAAACGAGAUUUCUGUGUUGUCAUCUUUACCUGAAAGUUCUCAUAUCGUUAAAUUUCUUGGAGCAAGUCAUGAUUUGGGUGAGAGGCAAAACAGGGUAUUGGUAAUGGAGUUCUUGCCAAACGGGUCCCUGUAUGAGUUGCUUCAUGUCGCCGCCACUCCUCCGCCGUGGCCUAAACGGUUGGAGGUGGCUCUGCAGGUUGCGCGGGCGGUUAAGUUCCUUCACGAAAGGAAUCCUCCGGUGAUCCACAGAGACAUCAAACCCGCAAAUAUUCUGUUCGAUUCGAAUUGGGACGUAAAGUUAGCCGAUUUUGGACUUGCAGUCUCGCCGGGACCCGACCCGUUUCUGCCGGCAGGGACAGUCGGGUAUUUGGAUCCGUUGUACAUUACACCGGAGAAAUUAAGCACCAACACCGACGUGUAUAGUUGCGGCGUGGUUUUGCUAGAGAUUAUAAGCGGGAGAAAGGCAAUCGAUAUUACAAAGGCGCCGGCACCGGUGGUUGAAUGGGCGAUUCCGUUGAUUGAAAAACAGAGGAUAGUGGAAAUCUGUGACCCCAGAACUCCAUUACCGGCGGACAUGCUGAGCACCGUAAGGCGAUUGUUAUCUAUGGCGGCACGUUGUCUGUCGUCCGACGAAACCCUCCGACCUUCAAUUUUAGAAAUUGUCACGGCAAUUGAGAACAGUUCCAUAGAACCAGUCAGAAACUCUGUUUUCUCGAGUUUCUUACAGAGCAUGAUUUUCAUCAGACCGUGGCAGAAGGAGGUCCCACGGUGCAGGGCAUCUUGUGCCCAAAAGGGAGACAUUACCGGUGAUGCGUCGAGAGGGAAGGUGAUAAUAAAGGAGGUGUUAGCAGAUAUGCUACCCUGAACUGAGUUGGAUAACGAGUUCGGAUCUGGCCGAGUCACGGGACGAUUCAGGCUGGUCAAAGGGUAGGUUGUCAGAGUCAAUAUAAUAUAAAACUACAAAUGGGGUAUAGUGUAACCUGCAACGCAUGAACUACAAACAGAAGAUUCCGAUGAAGUUCGGUGGGUAGGGAAUGCAACAAAGUUGUAUGAUGUUGAUGCGUACUUGCUUUUAUAUUUCUUUAUUUUAUGAUUGGGUUUCUUCGCAUUUUAGUCCCCCCUUUGAGCUCUAAUUUGUUGUCUUCCUUAAACUUCUAUGUCAUUAUACGUUUUAGUCUUUAUAUUUGUAAUACCUAUGCAAUUGCCUUCUCUCUCGGUCAAAGAAUUGGAAAUAUGUGUAUUUUGUAUAGAGAGGAAAUUUUUGUUUCACUAAACCCACCCAACCUUA